AUGUCAUCCAAGUCGACCAGGUUGGGUCUGCAGCUCAUCCAGACUCGUCCAGUCUUGACUGCUUCCAAAAAUGUCUCGCCGUAUUCACGAUGCAACGUUUCAACAGCAGCUCUCAUUCCGCAAAGUCGACAACGCCUACCGGCGUCUACACGCACGCGGAUAGCAGCCAACCCGUCCUCCACCACCAACAACCCAUCAUCCUUCUUCACCCCAUCCUUGUGCCGAACUCGCAAUGCAUCGACCACCGCGGCCACCCCAAGCUCCUCCUCAAAUGCAAUGGACUGGAACACAUUCUUCCGUCUUCGUACUUCUCGGCGACGAUACGCUCUCACUUCGUCCAUCCUGACCUCGGUUGGCGCUACCGCCGCGGCAGUGAUUACAUUCUCUGAAGUACCCGAUAUCGCCGACAACAUCACCAAGAUCAUCCCCACGGAUCCCUUUAUUAGCAUGGGAGUGGCGACCUUUGGAGCGACGUUCUUGGGAUGGCUCAUCGGUCCUGCUUUUGGCAACGGUGUCUGGCGGGUGCUGCACCGCAGUCGUCUGCCGGAAUUCACCAUCAAAGAGCGAGCCUUUUUCGAUAGGAUAAAGAAACACAGAGUCAACCCCACCGGAGCCAGCACCAACAACCCGGUGCCCGACUUCUACGGCGAGAAGGUGAACAGCGUGGCCGGAUACCGACGGUGGUUAAAAGAUCAAAGAGCUUUCAAUCGGAAGAGGGGAGGAAAGUAUCCUUCGACGGUGUAG
Molecule: messenger RNA, 744 nt
Organism: Capronia coronata CBS 617.96
Lineage: Eukaryota; Fungi; Ascomycota; Eurotiomycetes; Chaetothyriales; Herpotrichiellaceae
Exons: 1
Coding region: 1-744 (247 amino acids)
Biological process (GO): protein import into mitochondrial matrix
Cellular component (GO): PAM complex, Tim23 associated import motor
Source: RefSeq, a predicted model, not a curated record